CCCCGGUUUAUGCUUUUGCUUGCCCGUGAGGCAUAUACAGCCUUGUACUACAGCGAAAUAAAGUUGACUUUUGACUGCCUGCCUGCCUGCACUGCCCAUCCUGAUAAAAGCACACGACACCUCAGCAGAUGUGAGUCUCUGGCACAACACCUCUCUCCGACUCUUCCACCUCUUGGAGCGUACCCUCGAACCAUGGCGGAGCGCAACAACUCCUCCCCCGACAGGGAAGCUCCGCGUGCUCCGAACGCCGCCUUCCCACGGGAAACCCUGCCCAAGGACCUCCAGAAGAUCAUCGACCGACAGUCUCAGGAUGACUGGAUGGAGAACAUCUACGAGGGCGCGGCGCCCGACACGACGGACACCAACAUGCGGUACGCAGCCUACGCGAACCGCCUGCGGACCAUCAUGCUCAGCGCCCAGCGUUACGUCGCAUACACCUCCGACAUAGGCGAGUCGUUCCGGCCCGUCGCACACCCAUGGCUGGUCCGAGGGGCCUACGGCGUCUCGUGGGCCUACGUGCUGGGCGACGUCGCCAAUGAAGGGUGGCGAACGUACAAGAGGAAUCAAAAGAGGUUACACCCCGACGGCGACGAAUACCGGGACGCAAGUAAGACCUCCCUCGCGGCCCAGGAACUCACGAGGCCGCCGGUACACAUCCCCGCCAUCGAAGACUACCGGAGCGUCAUGGCGCAACGAGCGGUCUUCCAGAGUCUGGCGUCGAUGGGUCUGCCGGCUUUCACGAUCCACAGCAUCGUCAAGUACUCCGGGAAGGCUUUGAAGAAUGCAAAGAAUGCAACGAUACGGACAUGGGGUCCCAUUGGGCUCGGCCUUUCAUGUGUUCCUGCGCUUCCGUACUUUUUCGACAAGCCCGUCGAAGAGGCUGUGGAGUGGACUUUUUACCAAGCAUUCAAGGCCAUUGGCGGAGAGAAGGCAGUGGGAGAUAGACAUUCCGUCGGCCGGCAAGAUGCCAUCAAGGCUGAAGCCAAGAUUUUGAAGGAGAAGAAAGAAUUAUGAAGCUCUUAAUGGUUAAAGUCAAGCGUUGGUCCAGUUCAUGAUGUUUCAUUAGCCCGCCACUCAAUACGAGGGAAGUAUUGUAUAUAGAACAAUCCGCUUAUCUAAAGGUACCAUACAAAGACGAAACCUCCUAUGACUUUCAUGGACUCGUUCUGCUUACAAGAAUCUCGCUAAAAUACCAUUCAAGUCACUUUCACG
Molecule: messenger RNA, 1212 nt
Organism: Exophiala oligosperma
Lineage: Eukaryota; Fungi; Ascomycota; Eurotiomycetes; Chaetothyriales; Herpotrichiellaceae
Exons: 2
Coding region: 10-1014 (334 amino acids)
Biological process (GO): mitochondrial fission
Cellular component (GO): mitochondrion
Source: RefSeq, a predicted model, not a curated record